Botrytis cinerea B05.10 is the source of this 2414-nucleotide messenger RNA. It is a transcript of the gene Bcbik5, whose product is annotated as Bcbik5. Gene Ontology annotation, biological process: regulation of DNA-templated transcription; DNA-templated transcription. Bases 91 to 2343 code for a protein of 750 amino acids. NCBI's taxonomy places the organism in Eukaryota, Fungi, Ascomycota, Leotiomycetes, Helotiales, Sclerotiniaceae. Gene Ontology annotation, molecular function: zinc ion binding; DNA binding; DNA-binding transcription factor activity, RNA polymerase II-specific. The transcript is spliced from 3 exons. The record is from RefSeq and is a predicted model, not a curated record.
GUGCUUACUAAUCCACAGUUUCCAACCUCUAUUCCGACACAGGUCCUCUAGGGUAAUCAUUUCUUGACAGCUCUUGUCAGUCACAGCAAGAUGGACUCUACUUUGCGAAAUCUCUCCAUGCCAGGCUUGGCACAUUCGCACGUCCAAGUGCGGACCUGCAUCCACUGUCGCCAACGUAGAGUCAAGUGCGACCGUCAGUUCCCCCAAUGCUCUAAUUGUAUAAGGUCCGAAGUCAAUUGCAUCUAUCCUCCCGGUCGAGGCAGGGCACCCAAGAGGCCAAAACGUAGCCUUGCGCCUCAAUUAUCAGAACGUUUAUCCCGCCUUGAGAACAUCAUGGGACAGUUCGGCGCAGCCGCCAGAGAGAAUAACGAUCAGGCCCCACCAACUGCGCAAGACAUUGAAGGUCAUUCAUUUGAGCAAGACUUUAGUCGUCUCAAAGUUAGUGAGUCAAAGAGUUAUUAUGUGAACAACGCAUUAUGGGUCACUCUCUCAAAUGAGGUUGAAGACCUGCGUGAUCUUCUUUUUGAGCCUGCUAGUGAAGAUGCUGGCUACGAGCCUUCCAUCUCUUCAUCCGCCACCACCACCGCCACUUCACCGUCAUCUCCUCAGCUGGGACUGAAUGCUGCCAUUUUUGGCUAUCGCGCCAUUGCUUCACCUCUGUACCAUUACCAUCCCUCACUACAACAAGCUGUAACCCUCUUUGCCGCAUUCAGUGAGAAUGUCGCGCCGCUGGUCCGUAUAUUUCACAUGCCGACCUUGACAAGAAUCUACUGGGAUGCCAUCGCUUCUCUGAGCACAGUCGACAAGCAUACCGAGACCCUGUUAUUCACUAUUCAUUAUUCGGCUGUCAUCAGUCUUAACCUGGAGCAAUGUCUGAAUAUUCUGGACGAGACUCGUGAAGCUGCCCUGGAAAGAUAUCGGUUUGCGGUGGAACAGGCUCUCGCUCAAGGCAACCUCCUCAGUACUCAGAGUAUGACCAUGCUGCAAGCUGCAGUGCUUUUCUUGUCUGCUCUACCAAAUGAAGACGACUCACGUGCUGCAUGGGCACUCACAUCUCUGGUCUUCCAUAUCGCAAGGACCAUGGGUCUCCAUCGCGAUGGCACCAUAUUCGGGCUAAAGCCUUUCGAGACCGAACUGCGCCGCCGUUUAUGGUGGCAGAUUUGCAUCAUCGAUAGCCGCUCGUCAGAAUAUCACUGCAAUGAACCUAUUGCCCAAGGUUUUGUGACAGAUACCAAGCCCCCGUUGCACAUUAAUGAUGUUGACUUGUCACCUGAGAUGGUGGAGCCUCCAUCUGAAAGAUGGGACCAUGCGACUGACAUGACGCUCACGUUGGUCAGGUGUGAGGCUAUACAGACAGGUCUGAAGCUGGGUCGCAUGAGACACAAGCAGAGCAAAGCAUCAGAAGAUGGAGGUACCCCAAGGGUAGAUGAUGCCUCUGAUUCUCCCAAGUCUCUGAUCCAGGAAUUGGAAACUCGGUUACGGGACAAAUAUCUACCUAUCUGUGAUACUUCCGUACCAUUUCAACUUCUUUCUUCAGCAGUGGCACAGAUCAUCCUUGGACGAUUCUGGCUUAUUACUCAGUACUCAGUAGUGUCACGAGAAAAGGACGUCGAUGGCAGAAACAAGAGCAACCAAUUCCCUCCCACUCCCAACACCGCAGGCCAGCUGGAGAACAAAGUGCGCGAUGAGCUCUUCCAAACUUCAAUCAAGAUACUAGAAGUGUCAGGAAUGCUUCUCACGAGCAAAGAGAUAAUACAAUUCACAUGGUACUCAAAAACUCACAUCCAAUGGGGUGCCAUGGCAUUUGUUCUCUCUGAGCUAUGCGCUCGACUUCAAUCAGCACAAUGUGAUCAGGCAUGGGACUGCGUAACGGCAGUAUACGAGGGAUGGAGAGUCGAUGAGAGCAGACAAGAUGAAACUCGCCUUGCCUUGUGGCGUCCUAUAAAAAGGCUCAUGGCUAAAGCUCGCUAUGUUAAAGAAAUACAGCAGACUACUCCUGGGCAGUCGUCAAACGCUGGUCGUAGAGUUCAGAGAAGAGAUCCGGUUCUGUACUCUCCUUCACCGGGACUUUUCUCGCAGUAUCCAACACCAGCAUACUCUAACAAUUGGUAUGGACAGCUGCAGCAGACACCGCCUUCUACAUCAGCUUCAGAAGUAUCAUUGCCUGGCAUGGCAGCAGUGCCACUUGACAGCAGUGGCCAGUCAGAUGCCCUACAGAGAGUAAUUGGCACGGAAACUCUAGGUCUUUUCAUGGAUAUGAUUCCGGAAUGGCCCUGGGUUGAUGCUGAACAUGGAGCUUCAUCUCUGGCGGGGUUUGAUCUUGGGCGACCAAGAUUUAAUUAAUUAAAUCAUCUAGCAAUUACAUCUUACAGCUUCGAUUUCAUUACACCACCAACAAGAAAUCCUCUCAUAGA